Cylindrotheca closterium is the source of this 3156-nucleotide messenger RNA. The record is from the annotation of a GenBank genome assembly. Lineage: Eukaryota; Bacillariophyta; Bacillariophyceae; Bacillariales; Bacillariaceae.
AUGAGGAGUCAACCUACCGGUAGCCAUGCACCCGAUCUGAAGAAUAAGCAAAAUGAAGAGGCAGUAGUGAUUGGUGGAAUCGAAAGUGGAGACUCCAAGUUGAAUGACAAACAUCGUUCUUCUUCGUCAAGACGUCACAGCGACGAGAGAAAAUCAAGAAGGUCUUCUCUCGAGAAGGGCACUUCCAAAAAGGCAUCGUAUCGAUCCUCUAGUGAUAGACCCCCUCGUAACAGUGGUGGUGCAUCAAGUCGGCCUUCUCAUGGAAGCAAUUCUAAACGAAGGAGCAGCCGGCACAAGCAUUCAAGUAGUAGUAGACGAAGGCUAUCGAAAGAAAGCUCACAUCGCAGGAGCGAUAAAGAGCGCGGUCAUUAUUCUCGCCCUUCUACUUAUAGGUCUCCUUUGCACAGCAACGAAAGCGAUGAAGUAGUAGAUACACUCUAUGGAAAGGACAAUGCUAAUGAUAACAAGGAAAAAGAGAAAUCAUCCAGAGGAAGGUCGGAACGUGCUGUCAACCCAGGGGUGGAGCACAUCAGUGGCAAACCUAGUACAGCUGACAAAGAUACAAAGGAAAAGACAAAAUCAGCGAGAAGAAGUCCAAAAGGUGCCAGCGAACCAGGUGUAGAACAUUUCAGUAACAGUGGGAGUUUGGCAACCACCACGCUGUAUGGAGACGAUGACGUAGAUGCCAAGAAAGCCAAAGCAAAAGUAUCUCGACAUGAUUCAGAGUAUACUACGAGCGUUCCGGGUGUACAGCAGGUACCAUCGGAUAACAUUAGCACCAAACAAAGCGACACUAUCAGCACACUAUACGGCAAAAAUGAGUCAGAUGCCAAGGCCAAGGCAAAAGCAUCCAGGUCAAGCAGCUCCGAAUAUGCUAGCUAUCCAGGUGCAGAUCGUGUGUUCAGCCCUUCAAGCAAUUCCAUCUGGGAAAAGGCAAAAGCAUCGAGACAACUGGUUACUCCGUCCACACAUACCAGCAACACCAAAACCGAUUCGACAAUGACUACAUUGUAUGGGGAGGAUGCCGAUGCCAAGGCAAAGGCAAGAGCAUCACGAGGAAGCUCAGAAUUUGGAACCAAUCCCGGCGCAAAGACUGUAAGCCUAUUUACCGAGAGUUCGCACUCAACCACCAGUACACUAUAUGGGAGCGACGCGGAUACCAAAGCCAAGGCAAAAGCAUUUGGAGGCAAUGGAGAAUAUGCCAGCAAUCCUGGUGUGCAGAGUGUCCACACUGCAUCGAAUCGAGACCUUGCCGGUAGCACUAGUGACAACAGCGUCAAUAUUACACUUUACGGUAACGAUGCAGGCACAAAGAACAAGGCGCGAGCAGCUCUGCGCAGUUCAGCGCAUUGCACCAAUCCGGGAGUGGAAAGCAUAGCUCGUCGAUUGACCAUGACAUCCCUCACUGAUUCCGUGGGAAGCAUGAUGGCACCCGACGAGCAAGGCGAAAACGGCUUUGAAGCCCCUGUUGCAAGACGAGUGUCAAUAGGGACCACUGACUCAGAAUCUAGCAAUUCAGUUCCAGAACACGGGAUGCGUUCAGAAGCCGUGGAUGCUGUCCGACUGCCGAAUGAUCUGGAGGCAAGUCCUAGAUAUGGCGAGACGUCCGCCAAGCGCGUCGUCGACAAAACGCAAAAAUCAAGAAAGAAACGGAUCUGCUUUUUCCUACUCGUCUUGUUGUUCAUUGGUGGCGGGGUUGUAGCCUGGUACUUUCUUUCAAAAAACGAAGGUAGUGAAAGCGACGACAGCCAAAUCAGCUCUGUAAAUAUUUCAGAUCCAACUAGCGCACCAUCGUCGCAAGCAGUGGUGUCCCUGGAUCCCAUUGGUACCCCUGGUGCAGAAAAUGCGACUACAUCUCCCAGUGGACUGACACCAAUCAACAUGGUGUAUGAGCGUCCCAGCAAGUCAGAUUGUAUUGCAAUCUCCUUGAAUCAAACAAUCGCUGGUCGUGAAGAGAUGGAAAAUGUUGAUUUUGGUCUGGACUUGGAAGUUGUAGUUGUGGAUGACAUCAUCAUUACGGAACAACUGGUGCAAGAGUUGCUGAAUGCGAUCCAAGAAAAGAUCCUUCCUUCGCUGGCCGGCUGCAAUAUCUUUCUCGACGAAGUAGUAGAGUCGUGGCGCUUUGUCAUUUUCGACGCCUUUGUGAACGGGAAUGUCCAGCGUGAGGAAAAAUGCCAAGAUGGUACAUUGUCGGCACGAAAUUGCCAUCUGAUAUUCGUGGAAUUGGAUCUUUUCCUGAAAGGCAAUGUGAAGUUUCUUGAUAUAAUUCGUCUGAUUGGUAAUGAAGAAGAAAAUUUUUCGAAUCACUUGGGACUAUCGGAUCAAUUUCUGGUUGUGAAGAUGAUUCGAGCGGAGAGUUUGACACCUACCGCUGCACCGACUACUAUGCCAAGUCAUGUACCAAGCUUUACACCAAGUACAUUUCCAACGGUGCAAGCAAGCGCGAAUCCUACAUUUCUUCCUUCACUGUCACCGACCAGGAUUGUCUCUGGGCAACCAACGAGAAGUCCGACUCUGACGCCGUCUUCACAACCCUCCUUUGUACCAUCCACAGCUCUUCCAUCGUCAGAUCCAUCUCUAUCGCCAUCGAAAGUACUCUCGAACAGCCCCAGUACGCGUCCAAGUGAGACUCCAUCAAGCUCACCUUCAUCACGUCCAACUGUCGACCCAAGUGUGCGUCCAACAAAUGUUCCAUCAGCGGCUCCGUCUGUGACUCCCAGUGUGAUGGCGAGCAAAUCACCCACAAAAUCGCCAAGUGCUUCUCCGUCAGGAAUGCCAACCAGGAAACCAAGCAGUGCACCGUCCACGCAGCCGACUUCAUCACCCAGCAAAGAGCCAACAAGAGGCCCAAGCGCAUUUCCAUCAUCUUUGCCUAGUGUCGAGCCAACUGGCUCCUAUCGACUAAGUGCAACGGACAGGAAAUGUCCCUAUCAGCACCCAGACCGUCUAUUUAAGGACUCAGCGGUUGCCGAUAUCGAUGAAUGUUACAAUUUGUGCCUCUCAACCCCAGAUUGCAUUGCGUUCUCCAUUGGCAUUGGUAGAAAUUGUGGAACACUGAACUGCAUGGGUUGCAAAAGUACCAGUACAGUUGAAUUUGAAACGGGGUUCACUGUUUUUAUGCGAUGGACUAGAGUACUUUUUCACGAAUACCAAUGA